Parnassius mnemosyne (clouded apollo) is the source of this 1098-nucleotide messenger RNA. NCBI's taxonomy places the organism in Eukaryota, Metazoa, Arthropoda, Insecta, Lepidoptera, Papilionidae. The record is from the annotation of a GenBank genome assembly.
AUGGUGAAAAUUCACAAUUUCGGUGCUGGACCAGCGAAAUUGCCUGAAGAAGUAUAUGAUAUAAUCAAAAAUGAAUUGACUAAUUUCGAUGGCACGGGAAUAAGUUUAUUGGAAACCAGUCAUCGCUCUCAAACUUAUUUCAAAUUAAAUGCAGAAGUACAAGAUAUCGUAAGAAGAUUAUUAAAUGUACCGAGUAACUACAAGAUUCUAUUCAUGGCUGGCGGUGGUCAAGGUCAAUUUGCUGCUGUACCCCUGAACUUGAUAUCAAGAACUGGAACAGCUGAUUAUGUUGUGACAGGAACAUGGUCAGACAAAGCUGCAAAAGAGGCAAAAAAGUAUGGAAAAGUAAACUUAGUUAUACCUCCAACAGACCGUUAUGUGGGCAUUCCAGACCCAUCGACAUGGAAUUUGGACCCUAACGCUUCCUAUGUUCAUAUUUGCACUAAUGAAACUGUUCAUGGUGUUGAAUUUGACUUCAUACCAGAUACAAAAGGUGUGCCUUUGGUUGCAGACAUGUCAUCCAAUUUUAUGUCCAAAAAAAUAGAUGUUUCUAAGUUCGGUGUAAUCUAUGGUGGAGCUCAGAAGAAUAUUGGUACUUCAGGUGUUGCCCUAGUCAUUGUGAGAGAAGAUCUAUUAAAUCAAGCCUUACCUAUAUGCCCAUCGAUUUUGGAUUGGACAGUUACUGCUAAAAAUGAUUCAAUAUUAAACACACCACCUAUGUUUGCUAUUUACGUCAUGGGCAGAGUACUACAAUGGAUAGAAAGAAAAGGUGGACUCGACAAAAUGGCGGAGCUAGCAACAAAGAAAUCUUCAUUAAUUUACAACGUUAUUGAACAAUCUAAUGGUUUCUACUACGCCCCAGUUGCUAAGAAUGCGAGAAGUAAAAUGAAUGUACCGUUUAGAAUAGGUUCUUCAGAAGGUGACGAAGCACUGGAGAAAGAAUUUUUGAAAGGAGCUGAGGCACAAGGUCUGAUUCAACUAAAAGGACAUCGCAUGGUUGGAGGCAUUCGCGCAUCGAUUUACAAUGCAGUGACCAUUGAGGAAGUGGAGACGCUAGUGAAUUACAUGAAAGAAUUCCAUAAGAAACAUUCCAAGUAA